Monascus purpureus is the source of this 2785-nucleotide messenger RNA. Lineage: Eukaryota; Fungi; Ascomycota; Eurotiomycetes; Eurotiales; Aspergillaceae. The record is from the annotation of a GenBank genome assembly.
GGGCCUUUUUGAGAACACUUUUAUGAUUGCAGAGAGCUCUACUUGGCAAUCCCCGGUUGCUGCAAUAGAUAAGCAGAAUGGAAAGUGACAUAUCCCGUGCGCCAAGACUCACACCUAUCCCUGCCUCCAUGAGCUGCAUCGCACCCAUUCAUCAUCCCUGGGAACCACAACCUGCACUUCCCUGAACACCAGAACCUAGUGGGAUUAGAUCCAGGGAUCUGAUCUGCUUGACUAUGGCGCAGGACAUGUCUCUUCUUCCUCCACGCCCCUCCUCCGCCGGCUCCUCGAUUCGGAACGCCAAUGCGGAAGAAGAAGCCCUGCUAACCGGCGAACGAGUCAAGCGGGAGCAACUGCAAGACAACGGCAGACGCGCUUUCUGGAAGGAGGUCGGUCUUUUCGCUUGGGCUUCCAUAGCCACGAUCGCUGUCAUUGUCAUCGCCGUCGUCUACCAGCAUGAGAUAGCCAAAAUCCAUCGCGCGAACCCCCCUUGGAGUCCCAAGGAGAAACCCACCGGCAAGCGCAACCUGAUCUUUAUGGUAUCCGAUGGUAUGGGACCAACCAGUCUUUCUAUGACAAGGAGUUUUAGACAAUUCACGGAUGGCCUACCCAUUGAUGAUAUCCUGGUCCUGGAUAAGCACCAUAUCGGGACGUCGAGGACGAGGUCCAGCUCCAGUUUGGUCACGGAUUCCGCGGCCGGGGCGACGGCAUUUUCAUGUGGUGAUAAGAGUUACAACGGGGCUAUUUCUGUGCUCCCGGAUCAUUCGCCGUGUGGCACGGUGCUCGAGGCAGCUGCGUUGGCUGGGUACAAGACUGGAUUGGUGGUGACGACGCGGAUCACGGAUGCGACACCCGCAUGUUUCGCUUCCCAUGUAAACAUGAGACAGUACGAAGAUAAGAUUGCGGCGCAAGAAAUUGGCGAGCACCCCCUGGGUCGUGUUGUCGACCUCAUACUGGGUGGAGGACGGUGCCAUUUCCUGCCUAACUCGACCGGUGGAAGCUGUCGGGGCGACGAUCGAGAUUUGAUUGCAGCUGCGCACGGGAAUGGAUUUAGCUACAUAAAUGACAGAGCCGGGUUUGAUGCCUUGAAGCAGGGAACGGCGGCAAAGUUACCCCUUCUGGGUCUCUUUGCGGAUCAAGAUAUCCCUUAUGAGAUUGACCGUCGCAGCCAAAACGAUGUGUAUCCGUCUCUGGAGGAGAUGGCUCGCACAGCAUUGACAGCACUUAGCGAAGCUACCAAGGACAGUGAGCAGGGGUUCUUCCUUAUGAUCGAAGGCUCCCGAAUCGAUCAUGCUGGCCACGGUAAUGACCCCGCGGCGCAGGUUCACGAGGUCCUCGCCUACGACAAGGCAUUCGCUGCAGUUGCGGAAUUCCUGGAAAAUGAUUCGACUCCUGGCGUUCUUGUAAGCACGUCAGAUCAUGAAACCGGUGGCCUUGCGGCAGCGCGACAACUGCACAAGUCAUACCCGGAGUACAAGUGGUUCCCGAGUGUUCUUGCCAAUGCCAACCAUUCUGUAGAGUACGUUUCUGGUAAGUUCCACGAAUACCUCCAGGACCGGGGUAGGGAAGACAGUGAGUCGAAGCAGCGGGAGUACGUCGUCAAGAACCUCCUGGAGAAAGGGCUGGGCGUGACGGACCCUGCGGACUGGGAGGUGGAUGCUUUGUUGGAUGCGGGCUCAGAAUUGCCUCCGAGUUACGUUUUUGCGGAUAUCAUCAGUCGAAGGGCACAGAUUGGCUGGUCGACUCAUGGACAUUCAGCGGUCGACGUCAAUAUCUACGCCUCGUCCCCGAGAGAUGCCUGGCCACUGGUCGGCAACCACGAGAACACCGACGUCGGGUCCUUCCUCGCCGAUUACCUUGAUGUAGACCUGGGGAGCGUCACCAAGAAACUUCAGUCGUUGGCGUAUUGGUCUGGUGGCUUGGAGAAUAUCCAGGCGGAGAAGAUAGAGAAGUUCAGCUGGAUGGGUAAUCCUCUUGGCGAGAAUGUGAGGACGGAGGGACUGGACACAUAUCAUGGAGAGUUCAAACGCUCUACUGAAGGGGAUGACGAAGUGGUAUUCACUGGAGGCUGUGAAUGCGGUGCUGUUCAUUGAGAAACAAUCGGUCUCGGAUAAAUCUACGGAGUUUGGUGUUGCUUGAGGUGAUUUUCGGUAUUCUUCUGUAUUCUUCAACUCUCGGGUUAGCUCUAGGAAUAUCCACAACAAUUCCUUGUGUCUAACGGUUAACCACACUCAAUCCUCCCUCGCUGCAGAUAUAUCUAUCUGGCUGUAUGCUGAUUGUACUUCAUCACUCUUCUCGACGGCACAGAAAUACUAGUAGUCCCAGAAGAACAUUUAAAACAGCGAACCCCAAGACAAGUCCACCGCACCACAUUGCCCCCGAUCAUAGGCUCGCAAUCGGGAGGGUUAAAAGGGAGAGAGGACAUAGUUUCUGCAUCCACAUUUGCAUUGGUCCUCAUCGCCUUGGUAUCCGCAUCUGUACAGGUACCCGCGUUCGUGUUCGUGCCCAUAUCUUGAUCUGUCUGUUCCUGUGUCCCUGAAUCCAACAUCGUUUCAAGCUCUCGCUCGCGGGGAUCAUUAAUCCGAUUCAACUCCGCCAGGAUGUCACGACAGAAGAUGUAGAGUUCGAAGUAGGUAUGUUUGCAUGGUGUGUGGUGGAUUGCUGUGUAGAGGCACAUAUCCUUCUUCUUCACUUUGCGUUCGUCUUCUGUUGUAUAUGUAUAUAUGGAUGAAUUAGAAUGAAAAUAAAUGUAACAGUUCUUUUGUCCCCUCGUAGAUUUUAAAUCGAU